Molecule: messenger RNA, 809 nt
Organism: Ceraceosorus guamensis
Lineage: Eukaryota; Fungi; Basidiomycota; Exobasidiomycetes; Ceraceosorales; Ceraceosoraceae
Product: Rad51-domain-containing protein
Exons: 4
Coding region: 326-769 (147 amino acids)
Biological process (GO): DNA repair; DNA strand invasion; mitotic recombination
Cellular component (GO): condensed nuclear chromosome
Molecular function (GO): ATP binding; single-stranded DNA binding; DNA strand exchange activity
Source: RefSeq, a predicted model, not a curated record
CUCACCACCACACCGCCUGUCACAAGCACGAGUCAGCACACACCUGCAAUCUCGCUCACCCAUCGCCACUUCAUUUUGCAUCUUAUUCAUACAAAUCCACACUGCCUUCAUCCGAAGCUUGAGCCCCUCAGCAUACACCCAGGCUAUCGGUGGCAAACCGAGUGGUCGCACCUUGCUCUGCGAGAGGUUUUCAAGAGCUGUGACCCUGUGAAUCGCCUCAUUCUGGGCUGUGGAACGUUUUCUCAUUCUUCUUCUACCGCGUAUACAGGGCGUUCAUCGCCCUUGUGUUACAGCAUUUUAAGCGAGCUCCUCCUGCUACGCAAGGAUGUCUGACCAGCAGAGACCAACACAGGGCGAAGAGGGAGGGUUCGAAGAUGAUGUUGCCGGACCCAUGCUGGUCCAAAAGCUAGAGGAAUUUGGUAUCUCUUCCUCAGACACAAAGAAGCUGGCAGAGGCAGGAUACUACACGGUCGAAAGCGUCGCCUUCACACCUCGCAAAACACUGCUCACUGUAAAAGGCAUCAGCGAAGCGAAGGCCGAUAAGAUCAUUGCAGAGGCCUCGAAGCUCGUGCCGAUGGGCUUUACAACCGCGACGGAGUACCAUCAGAGACGGACGGAGCUCGUAACGAUUACUACAGGCUCGAAGAAUUUGGACAACAUUCUUGGCGGCGGCAUGGAGACUGGCAGCAUCACUGAGCUGUAUGGAGAAUUUAGGACGGGCAAAAGUCAGUUGUGUCACACCCUUGCGGUGACUUGCCAGCGGCGAUGAUGGCCGAGUCUCGUUUCUCCCUUCUAGUGGUCGACUCGCU